This is a messenger RNA of Gigantopelta aegis, 3553 nucleotides long. Its product is annotated as proton channel OtopLc-like. The transcript has 9 exons. NCBI's taxonomy places the organism in Eukaryota, Metazoa, Mollusca, Gastropoda, Neomphalida, Peltospiridae. Gene Ontology annotation, molecular function: proton channel activity. Gene Ontology annotation, biological process: proton transmembrane transport. The coding region runs from base 25 to 2478 and encodes 817 amino acids. Gene Ontology annotation, cellular component: membrane. The record is from RefSeq and is a predicted model, not a curated record.
UAGGAAAUAAUUCUAAUUUUGAAGAUGAAUAAAUUGGAUACAAAUACUGUCAUUGGACAUGGAAAUAAUUCUAAAGAUGAUGUUAAAUUGCAAGACCAAGGAGAUAAGAAAACUGAACAAUGUGUGUCAUAUAUAUCUGCACGAGUAACCUUUGACCCCAAACUCUAUGUGUCUAGGGACUCAAGUUCAACCAAUGCCUCUGUACGGCAGGAUGCAGAAACAGAGUCUAAAAGGUGUAAAAACAGUGACGCGCUUGUGAACAACCAAUCAAACACGGGUGACACCGCAAAGACGCUAAAGCCAGAAGAUACAAAGAUACGGAUACCCUCAACAUGGCAGAGUACUACAGGGACACUGGAUACAAAGGCAACUGAAACGAGCCGAUAUUCCAGUAGCUCGAGCCACGGAGUAGGUUGUUGUCCAGUUUGUAACCUCGUGAGACGAAAGCUGACCAUCGAGACCGAAGCCAUGUCGAGUAACCUGAAGGACGGCAAGACCACGACGAAGGUCGGGGACACGGCACCGACGUCCAGUCGUCCAGUGUUUUCAGUGAGUUCUGAAAGCAGUCUCUUGAGAACGGUCAGCCAAGAGACGGAGGCCACCUCGGUGAGCGACUCUUCGGCCAUGCUUACCGCAGAAUCUCCUGCAGAACCUCCCAGCAAAGAUUCUAAGGUAUUUCGGUUUAGACGAAGCGUCACCAGUCCAAGCCUUUCGGAGGACGCCUUCCUGCUGGAAUCCCCGCCUCCCACACCCAUCCUUAAGAAAACCAACCACCACUAUUCGACCAAACAUGGAAUCAUCAAGGAAUCUCUCGUUGACAACCUCUUUAUCAACCUCAGCGCUCUGUACGCUAUGUUGCUCGUGAUCCUAGGGGCCGUGAUUCCAGUUUCGGAAGCAUUUACGAAAGAGAAAAAGCCUUACCUCUUUCAGGGUUUCUACAUUUACUUGUUCCUUGGCAGCAUCGUCUUCCUCCUGUUUAUCUACAUAUGUGUGCUGAAUUCAAAACGAUUGACGCUUCCCUUUAAGAAGCCGAGACGCAACUCCACGAUUAGUGCCCUUGUUAUCAGACCAAUUAACAUGAACUUUUCAUUUGAUGACUCGCCCCAUUCUCACACAGGGAGUUUCUACCUCAGACUUGGUGCAGUAGCUUUUGGCAUUGGCAGCAUGAUACUGAGUGGCCUAAUAUUUGGAGAUUAUUUGGAAGCUAACCUCCAAGAGUUCUGCGACGAGGUCAUCUAUGGAAUCCGGCCAGUGGUUCAUUUUAUUUUCACUUUUGGACAGCUCUAUUUCGUGUUUCUUCAUUCAAAGAUCUGUGUUAAGCGCUACAAGACCAUAUCGCGGUUUGGCUUCAUGCACAUGAUAGCCACCAACCUGUGUGUCUGGCUGGGGAAUAUCGUUGAAGAAACGAUGGCUGAAAUCCACGAAACGGACGAUGAGCACAAGGUCCAUAUCACCAAUGACGUCAACCCUAUUAAUACGGAUCAGAAGUCCGCCAUAUCAGCGCACGAGAAAAAUGUCAUGCAUGGCAGAGAUACCGAACACGCCAAACAUUUGGCUUCGUACACAGUGCCAACACCGUCCCUCACGACGAUGCUUCAUCCACGUCUCUGUAGACGAGAAAGUCUGAUGAGUUCCGUCGUAGAAGAGGCGAGUCCAUAUUUGUAUCCAUGCAGUAUUGAAUACAGCCUUAUAUGCGCAGGUGUUCUGUACAUCAUGUGGAGAAACAUCAGCAGGAAGGGAAUCAGUGAGGACCAAGAAGAACUGGUGGCAGCUAAAGCAAAGGCCAGGAGAAUGAACCUCGACUGCACGGGGUCAAGUCGCGGACUGUUUCUCGGAAUCCUUGUCAUGGUCGCUGUCGUCAUCAACGUCAUCAUUUUCUUCAUCCUCGUGCACUCCGAGGGUGGGAACGAGGCUGCUGUCAUGUUGGAGUAUCUUUUUGAGAUGGCUAUCUAUCUCAUCACGUCCAUGGCGGUUAUGGUAGCUUUCUACAAGAUGCGCGAUUUGCAGUUCAUUCCUGGGAAAGGGAUGGAUUUGGAGCAGAACCUGAUGGUUCUGGCACUGACGGGAGUAUACAUAUUUUCACUGUUCAGCAUUAUUGCUGGAACAUUUAUUCCUGGGCAAACACAAAGUCUGCUUAUUAUCAUAUCCAGCGUUCUGCGCAUGUUCCAGGCCACCAUUCAGACGGUUUUUAUGCUGAAUUCCUUACGGCGAUGUGCGAAAUUCAAAGAGCAAGAGAAGACGAAGCCAGGAAGAGAGUUUGUGACGUUUCUUCUGAUGGUUAAUAUCGGCAUGUGGAUCAUCAACUCAUUUGAGGUGCAGCAAUCGGAGGCAAAUCCUGUUCAGAUAGAUUUUUAUGGAACUCUUCCAUGGAACAUAUUUGCACAUCUGUCAAGUCCGCUUGCUAUUUUCUAUCGUUUCCAUUCGACAGUGUGUCUUUCAAACGUAUGGAAGCAUGCUUGGAAGCGAAAGCGAGGUUGAAUAUUUCUCGGAAGACCACAGUUGUUAAUUGCUAUUAAAAUAGCAGCAGGAAGUUCAACGUGCAAAUAUUUAUGUUUAAAGUUUUAUUGUUAUAAUUUUUGCAUUACUACCUCCACCCUAGAAAAUGACAGAACCAGUAUCGAGACUUACAAAUAAGAACCUAACUACAAGUAAUAAAAGAAACAUAUAGCCUAGACGAUUUAAAAUCUCAGCGUGCAUCGUUAAUAUUCUCAAAGGAUUUUAACUGUUUACCCGUUCAUGUAUAUUCGGAUGUUUUAUUGUGUGAUGAGGAAGUUACUUGUAAAUAGCAUAACAAAAUUAAUAUACCUCUAUUAUAAUAAUACUGGAAAAAGGACAUGCAAAUAUAAUUUGUAUUUGGACACGUUUAUUUUUGUUGUAUUAACAUAAUAACCAAGUAGAGAAUUAAAAACUUGUAUAUAUGAAAGAUGUGGUAAAUAUAUUCAAGAUGUUUUGUUCGUUUUACUACAAAGCAACUAUUUUGUAAAGUAUGAAACAAGAUGUCUUUUCACAUUUAUAACAUGUUAUAAUAAUGAUGCCGUGAUAACUAACGUAUAUGUGGUCCAGUGCUAGCUGUAUUGGUAGAAGGGUAUUCCUCGUUUUAAACUAAAUACGCUAGUACAAGAAGACGAACCUAUACGACUUCCUGAAGACUCUUCCAAGACCUGGCUUACGUUUCUUAAUGUGAGCGUUCGCUAAACAUUAAGUUAGCUAGCCUUAAGAAACGGACUGUUCACCACAAACGCUAAAAACAGCUGAAAGAUAACUCACGGCAAACAAAAAUGGCUGCCAGAAUCCUGGAUUUUUAGUCUUAAUACAAUUUUUAACUUUUUUUAUUUCUUUAUCACCCUUUAAAACAAAAGUAAAAAGUGAUAAAAUGUUGUUGUUUUUUUAUAUCGUAAUUACGAAUAUACACCUCUGUAUUGGCAAUUUGUGAAUGUUUCUUCAAGAAUAAUUAUAUUCACUGUUUUUGUUGCUAUGGCAACCGUACGAUAUAAACUUGUUACGAAUUAAACAAAUUUAAUUUUGUGCAUGAAAUAAAUGUUUUAUAAAGCUA